This is a messenger RNA of Manihot esculenta (cassava), 2124 nucleotides long. RefSeq names its product F-box/LRR-repeat protein 2. The transcript has a single exon. Gene Ontology annotation, cellular component: SCF ubiquitin ligase complex. Gene Ontology annotation, molecular function: protein binding. The coding region runs from base 117 to 1850 and encodes 577 amino acids. The record is from RefSeq and is a predicted model, not a curated record. Gene Ontology annotation, biological process: SCF-dependent proteasomal ubiquitin-dependent protein catabolic process. Lineage: Eukaryota; Viridiplantae; Streptophyta; Magnoliopsida; Malpighiales; Euphorbiaceae.
CAAAGCCGUUACUAUGGGGAGCCUAGCCUACACACUCGCACACUGCAACUUUCUCUUUUUAUAUCUGAAUCCCAUCGUCUCUCACCUCUCUUCCAUCUCCCAAUCCACCCGCCACAAUGACUGAGAGAUCCAUAGAUUUGCCCCAAGAAUGUUGGGAAUUGGUUUUCAAUUUCCUCCACCACCACCGUCACUUCGAAUUCCUCUCAUUAGUCUCCACCCGCUUCCUUUCUAUCACCGAUCACCUCCGCGGUACUCUAACAAUCUCCUCCCAGGCUGUUCCUUUGCUUCCCCGUCUUUUCGAAAGAUUUCCCAAUGUGAAAGUAAUUGACAUCCGGGAAUUCGAUGGUGACCUCAAUUCCCUUCUCAAUCAAAUCUCCAGAUCUGGUUUGGAUCUUGAAACCCUAGGUUUCUCAAACCAAAAUCACUUUCCUUUAAAGGGUUUAAGGGAUUUGAGUUCGAGUAUGAGGAAUCUGAGGAAAUUGAAUUGCUCAAAGAUAGGUUCUCUUGAAGACAUUCAUCUGUUUGCAAUUGGGAUGUCUUUUCCAUUUCUUGAAGAUCUUGAUAUUAGUUUCCCGCAGUAUAAUUCUCGCUUUAAUCCUAUUGGGUCUUUGGAUUUGCAAAAUUUCUCGGGGGUUGUUACGGAUGAAGGGAUUGUUGAUUUGGCACGAAAGGUCAAUAAGCUGCGAAGAAUCGACCUUUCCGGUAACCAUUUUAUUACUGAUAAAUCCCUUCAGGCUUUAUCGUUGAAUUGUGUGUUACUAUCAGAAGUUGUGGUUCGUGACUGUGAUUUUAUCACGCAGAAUGGUAUUAGUUUCGUUAUGCGCAAUAGUACUAACUUGAAUUCUAUUUCAUUAGAUGGUAUUGGAAUCCCUUCUAUAGAUUCAUCUUUUCUAGAAUCUUUUACAUAUGCCAAAACUUUAUGUGAGCUUCAUCUCUCAAAUUCUUUUAUCUCCGAUGAUUUGCUCUGUUUGGUUGCUGAAGCGUGUCUUCCAUUAAAGAAGCUGAUUAUCGCUCAAUGCUAUAAUUUCUCCUUUGUUGGAGUUUCUUGUUUAUUGUAUAGGUAUCAAUUUCUUGAACACUUAGAUCUUGAAGGGGCAAAUUUUCUCAAUGAUGCAUCCAUGGUUGAGAUGUCCAACUUCCUUCUCAACUUGUCCUUUAUAAAUCUUAGCUCAUGUUCUAAGCUCACGAGUUUGACCAUCUUUGCUCUUAUAAGAAACUGUCCAUUGAUGGAAGAUGUGAGAAUGGAGAGAACAAACUUGGGCGUGGAAGCGUUUAUGGGGGAUUUGGUGAUCAACCGCCGAGUCAAGUCUCUAAAAUUGGGUGGGAAUAACAAUUUGAGUGAUGAAUGUCUCAAAAAGGCUGCAUUUUGUUGUCCGAGUUUACAAGUACUUGACAUUAGCUACUGUCCUACUAUUACAGAAGAAGGGAUAAAGGAAGUUCUAAGACACAGUGGUGAAAUUAGGCAUUUGGAGAUGAACCGAUGCAUGGGGAUAAAGAAUCUUGAUUUAAACUUUGAACUCCCUAAAUUGGAGGUUUUGCAAGUGCAAGGACCAGGAAUGGAUGACGAAGCAUUGGUCGUCAUUGCAAAAAGAUGCCAGAAGCUGUUGCAUUUGGAUUUAGAGGGUUGCUUGAAUGUAACAGCAAAAGGGGUGAAAGAAGUGGUGCAGAACUGUACAAGACUGAGAGAGAUAAAUUUGAGGUGGUGUUAUAAUAUCAAUGUUGAUAUUGUAGCACGCAUGGUGUUUGCAAGGCCGUCAUUGAGGAGAAUUGUCCCACCAUGUGGGUUUACUUCUACUGAUAAUCAAAAGAUGUUCUUCUUGCGUCAUGGAUGUUUAAUCUGUAAAGGCUAGUUUGCAGGGACACUUUGGAUGGCAUUCUCUGAUUAGAGUUUUAUGUCAUUCAACUUUUUUCACUUUCAUAUGAAAUUGUUUGGAAGGAUGAUGAUAGGAUGCACGUGUUAACGCUUAAAGUAGCAUUUCCAUCAUCUUCCUCUGUCUUUUACCUUUACUCUGCAUCUUACACUUUCUUCAAACUUAGUUUUUGAUACAAUAAAAAUGUAUAAAGCUCGCUAAAGUUUGGAUAUUUCAAGUUCCUAAAAACAAUGCUAUUGCUUUCUUUUCUCAA